Trichobilharzia szidati is the source of this 1887-nucleotide messenger RNA. Lineage: Eukaryota; Metazoa; Platyhelminthes; Trematoda; Strigeidida; Schistosomatidae. The record is from the annotation of a GenBank genome assembly.
CAUCGAUAUAUUUCCGCUCCCACUUCCGCCUAUAGGUUAGUCAAGUAGAGUGAAUAAAGCCUCCCCUGUUGUCUAUCCAUCCGCUCUAUCUAAUGGCGUCAAUAAAUUUUAAAUAAUAAAUGACUCUUAUCUUGUCUGGUCUAUGUAUAUAUAUGUGUAUUGUAACAACAAAAAAGCAGUUAGCCAGUAGUCAGUUUUAUAGGGCCAACAGAAGCAAAUAAAGAAAUAUAUAUACAUCCAGAAGAUUCGAUCAGCCCAACAGAAACAGGAAAGAUUUCCCUGCUCAAUAUAUAUACAUGUAUUCAUCACAAACACCGAAGAGGAUAUAACAACCUUUGAGAUCAUUACAAAAAUCCACUUCACACCAAUUUUUAAUGACUGUAAUGCAUUUUAACACACCAGAAUACCAAUCAAACAUAAAUGGAUGAUAAAGGGGAUGAAGAAAUAUUACCUGACAAGUUAUCGAUUCAACGAAAUACUACUACUAACACACAUUGCAGACUGAACAAUUCUUCAAGUGAUCAACAGUCCCUAUCAUCAUCAUCAACAACAGCGGCAGCAUCAAAUAAACAAACUUCAAUAAGAGAAUUUACUUAUUCAUCACCGGAUUUAAUGACUUCCAUGCAUUAUAAUAUUGAUUUUGGAGUAAAAUUAACUAACCAGGGAUUAAUGCAGCCUGAGUUGAAUGAAGAAUCAACCGUCAACGCUGGGAAUAAUCAACUGGAAGUUUAUCAUAAAAUUAAAACUGACACAGAUGCAUUGAAUCCUGAGAAUUUGACUAAUCAUGAUAAUGAUGAUGAUGAUAAUAGUAAGCAUAGAGAAGGUCAAAUCCCAUCAAUUCAUUUUCAAUUAACUGAUUCAGAUUCUGAGAAUUUUACUGCUGAAGUUGAUGGAACUAGUGGUAAAUUAACAUUAUGGCAAUUCUUGUUAGAAUUAUUACUAUCAAAUAAAUAUGAGCAUAUAAUACGAUGGACAAAUAAACGUGGUGAAUUUAUUCUUGUACAAGCUGAAAUUGUAGCAAAAUUAUGGGGUAUGCGUAAAGAUAAAAAUCAUCGUAUGAAUUAUGAUAAAUUAAGUCGUGCAUUAAGAUAUUAUUAUCAAAAAAAUAUUAUACGUAAAGUACAUGGACGUAAAUUUGUUUAUCAAUUUAUAGGCUUAAAACAUUUAAUUAAAUUUUGUUGUACACCUUCAAAUUCAAAUUCAACUUCAUUAACAUUAACAAAAUCAACAGAGACAUUAACAACCCCGUUAACAUCAACAGUAACAGCACCAAUAGCAACAACAACAACAGAAGAAGAAGAAUUAUUAUCAUCUGAUAAUUUACAAGAGACAUUGACACAAUUGAAUAAAUUGGCGUCAAAUUCAAAAGCCAUACAUGAUGAUUUUGAUGACGCUGUUGCCAAUGUGGCAGUAAAUCCUUCAUUAUAUUGUUCUAAUAAAUCAGAUGACAUGAACAAUCGUCAUUAUCAACCAAAACAGCAUCAACACAAAGAAUGGCAUAACUUACCUCAUAAUAAAAAUAAUAAUAAUAACAAUAGCAAUAAAUUUUGUGGAAAUCAACUGGACUGCAAAUACUCCAGUACUGUUAGCACCCCUCCAAUUCCUACUAUUACUACAACUGUUACUAGUACUACUAUCAAUAAUACCACCCAUUCUAAUGUCAAAAGUACUGAUGAAGGCGUAUUUAAAAUGUUAUCUACAGAAGAUGAAAAAGUGUCAAAAUUAGAUUCAAUCCAUCUUAAUUCUGUUUAUUCCCCAAUGAAUUUAGAUAUUGCAUCAAUUUCAACACUUAUAAACACCUGUUUAAAUAAGCAUAACAACUUUGAAACUACUCAGUCUACUUAUGACAAUAAUAAACUAAUAAUAAUUUUCUUUUUAAUUAUUUGA